This is a messenger RNA of Cynocephalus volans (Philippine flying lemur), 1207 nucleotides long. RefSeq names its product fibroblast growth factor-binding protein 1-like. The coding region runs from base 104 to 847 and encodes 247 amino acids. The record is from RefSeq and is a predicted model, not a curated record. Lineage: Eukaryota; Metazoa; Chordata; Mammalia; Dermoptera; Cynocephalidae. Gene Ontology annotation, molecular function: growth factor binding. Gene Ontology annotation, biological process: cell-cell signaling. The transcript has 2 exons.
GCCUUGCACCACAGCUGAGACAGCUGCAAGCCUGCUUGCUCACUCUCGCAUCUGGGAUUGCACUGGGUCUGCUUACUCAACGAGGUGCCUGCCAGCUGCAGCCAUGAGGAUCCAUAGCCUCUCUCUACUGUCCUUCCUCCUUCUGGCCACUCUGGUGCUCUUAGUGAAGGGCAGAAAGAUAGUGAAGAAUGGCCAUCACAGCAAAAUGGCUUUGGAGCAGAGGGAUACUCUGGGCAGAGCCCAGAUUAAGCAGAGAGACCAGCCAUCCAAGCCCACGAUCAAAGGCAGAUUUGUCACCAGUGACCAAGCCAACUGCAAAUGGGCUGUGACUGAGCAGGAGAAGGGCAUCACCCUGAAGGCUGAAUGCACUCGAAUGGACCAUGAGUUCUCUUGUGUCUUUGCUGGCAAUCCAACCCCAUGCCUGAAGUUUAAGGAAAAUAAUGUUUACUGGAAACAAAUUGCCCGGAAACUCCGCUCACAGAAGAACAUCUGUGGGCACUCCAAGAGUGUCCUGAAGACCAGGAUAUGUAUAAAGGAGUUUCCAGAAUCCAGUCUCAAGCUAGUGACCUCCACUUUGCUUGGGAACUUGAAGCCCAGGAAGAAGGAAACAGAGCUCUCCCCUAGGGAACAUAUCAAGGUCAAAGAAGCUUCCUCAAUAAAGCCAAUCAAGGCCAAGGAGGACUCCCCCUCUAGCCAAGCAGUGCCCCAGACCAUGGGCAACAAAGAUCCUGAGUGUGUGGAUGACCUAUAUGUGGCAAACCAGAAGACUGCCCUGGAGUUCUGUGGAGAGUCCUGGAGCUCCUUAUGCACAUUCUUCCUCAGCAUGAUACAGGACAAAUCAUGCUGAUAAAGUCAAAAGAGGACAAGUUCCAUUACAAGAUUUGUCUUAUAAGCCCCUCUGUGUGCUGUAAAACUCUCCAAGUUCUCCAAAAGAUAUGAACUUCUAUGCUAUGAGUAUGCAAUGGAAUAUUGAAAUAGAUUUGUGAUUUUUGUGCUUGUGUUUUGGAAUUUGUUUUAUAUUUACUUCCUUAGAUGUGAGGUUCAGAGGCUGUUUACCUCAGGAUGAAUUUCCAUGGUUCACAAAGCUAUGUGCAUAUAAGCAGUGAGACCAGUCUUCAGGCUGAGCAAACCAGAGAGAGAAUUUCUGUGAGAUGCACUUUCCGCUAAAUUAACAAAGAUAAUAAAGCUCUGGGUAUUUUCAGAAAUA